Molecule: messenger RNA, 4308 nt
Organism: Aphidius gifuensis
Lineage: Eukaryota; Metazoa; Arthropoda; Insecta; Hymenoptera; Braconidae
Gene: Aldh-III
Product: aldehyde dehydrogenase family 3 member A2
Exons: 14
Coding region: 547-2202 (551 amino acids)
Biological process (GO): aldehyde metabolic process
Cellular component (GO): cytoplasm
Molecular function (GO): aldehyde dehydrogenase (NAD+) activity
Source: RefSeq, a predicted model, not a curated record
ACGAAACCAUUCAGUCGGUUGUGUAAAGAAAUAACAAACAAAAAAAAAAUUACUUGAUUAAUUUAUUAAUAAAUUCACACAGGAAGACUAGACAAUUAUUUAUUAAAAUAUAUAAAACACAGACUUGGCUCAUUAAUGAAUUUACCAUAUAUAAUUUAUUGAAUUGUUUUAUUAUUUUCUUUUUGUAACCAAUGAUUAUCAUAUCAAGUUGAUCCAUAAUCAUUAUUCCCCGUUUAUUUCGUAACUGAAUAUAACAAGACGAUGAAAUUGCUGUUUUUUUAAAUGAGAAAUCAAUGUGCAUUUAUUUUCAAUACACAAACGUCUUCGAAACGUUCUUGAAACCACGUUUUUUUUUUUUUUUUGCAAACAUUAUUAUUAACAAGAUAUUACAUAAAUAUUGGUAUUAAUCUUCACUUAUUAAUUCAUUUUAUUACUCAGUGUUUGUUCAAUUGAAAAGUCAUAAAAAUAGUUUUAUUAGAAUUUUUUUUUAACCAGUGGAUCCAAGUGCGGAGUGAAAAUAAAUUAAACGUGAAAACACAAACAGCAAUGAGCAUGGAAGAAGUUUCGAUUGACAUGCCUGGAGAGGAGAAACUACCUGGUCCAGAAACAUCUCUGGAUGAGAUAUGUGAAAUAAACAUUGAAAUGGAACCAUUAGAAUCUGAAGCAGAAAAAAUGAAUGGAAAAGUAAAUAUGGUUGACUACGAUGAUCUUAUCCAACAAACCAGAGAUACAUUUUUGAGUGGAAAAACGAAACCAUUAAAAUGGAGAAUUCAACAAAUAAACCAAUUGAGAAAAAUGAUUCAGGAAAAUAUUCCCCAAAUUGAAUCAGCACUUAAUACAGAUUUACGAAGAUGUAGAUUUGAGACACAAGCUCUUGAAAUUGAAUACACACUUGGUGAAAUUAAAUUCAUGUUGAUGAAUAUCAAAGAAUGGUCAUCAGUUGUUAAUCCAACAAAAGGAUUUAUCAACAUGUUGGAUUCAGUCGAACUUCACAAAGAUCCUUAUGGAGUUGUUCUUAUAAUUGGUGCCUGGAACUAUCCAAUUCAACUAACUCUGGUACCACUGCUUGGUGCAAUUGCUGCUGGUAAUUGUGCUAUUCUAAAACCAUCAGAAAUAUCAAGUGCUUCAUCAGAACUAUUAGCAAAUUUAAUUCCUCAGUAUUUGGAUAAGGAAUGUUAUCAUGUUGUUACUGGUGGUGUUAAAGAAACAAGUGAAAUAUUAAAACAACGGUUUGAUUAUAUUUUUUAUACUGGUUCAACAAAUGUUGGUAAGAUUGUACGUGAAGCUGCAAAUAAAUACUUGACACCAGUUACGUUAGAACUCGGUGGUAAAAGUCCUGUGUAUAUUGACAGUACAGUAGAUUUUACAGUUGCAGUAAAACGUAUACUCUGGGGUAAAUUUGUUAAUGUUGGACAAACUUGUAUUGCUCCUGAUUAUGUUUUAUGCACCAAAGAUGUCCAAGAAAAAUUUAUUGAUGAAUCCAAAAAAAUUAUCAAAGAAUUUUACGGUGAAAAUUCAAAAGAAAAUCCAGAUUUAUGUCGUAUUGUUAACAAUAAUCAUUAUCAACGAUUGGCAAAUUUUUUGAGUGGAAAUGGACGAAUUGCUGUUGGUGGUCAAACUGAUUCAUCAGAACGUUUUAUUUCACCAACAAUUUUGGCUGAUGUUAAAUUUUCAGAUCCAAUUAUGCAGGAAGAAAUAUUUGGACCAAUUUUACCAAUUAUUACAAUUAAUAAUGCAUAUGAGGCAAUAAGUCUUAUUAAUCAACGUGAUCAUCCUCUCUCAUUUUACAUAUUUACCAAGGACAAAGCAGUACGAGAAUUAUUAAUCAGUCAAACUCGUAGUGGUGCUGUUUGUGUAAAUGACACAAUGAUGCAGUAUUGUGUUGAUACAUUGCCAUUUGGAGGUGUUGGUGCAUCUGGAAUGGGUGCUUAUCACGGCCAACUUACAUAUGACACAUUUUGCCAUAAAAAAGCUGUUCUAGUCAAGGACUUCAACAUCAUUGGAGAAACACUGGCUUCAGCUAGAUAUCCACCGUAUUCUGAAAAAAAAUUGACAUUUUUAAAGAUGCUUCUGGACAAACGUCCUGACAUACCUGGAAUUAAGUAUUUACCACAUCUUUUAAUGUUCGGUCUGGGUGUGCUCGCAACAGUUGGCUUUAAAGCUGCCAUGAAGGAUUAUGGAAUGCUGGAUAAUCAACAAUAAUAUUUCUGAUCAAACAAGAAUAUUGGAAACAAGUUGACAAUAUUUAUUAAAUAUUUUUAUGUAUUUUUUUUUUGUUUUAUUUUAAUUGUUGGAUUUUUAAUAGUUUAUAAGUAAUAAUAAUAAUAAAAAAGAUACACAUGUUACAAUGUUAAAAAGAAAAUAAAGUGCUUGUAAAUUAUGUAACUAUUUCUUGGAUUAUUUGUAUUAUUUUAUUAUCAUUUAUUCAAUAUUGUUUACAUUGAUAUUAAUGUUAUAUUCAAAAAUAUAUUUGUAUUUUUCACCUUUGAAUUAUCAGUUGAUAUAUUUUACAAUAAUUUACUUUUUUUUUUUUCAUUCUUUAUAUUAAUUAUAAAUUUAUUAUUUUUGAAAAGUUAGACUUAACUGAAUGAUUAUUUUCUUAUGUUUUAAAUUUCUUUUAAUAUUUAUCAAUUUGUACAAGGCUUUUAUAAGCGAAGGCUUACUUUUUGGGUCACUGUUGUUUGUUUCUCUUAUCUUUUUGAAAGAUUGAAUUAUUUAAAUAUCAUUUAUUUUCAAUUAAAAUUAAAUAACGAAAAAGUAUAAAGAGAACACUCGCUGUAUGACAUACAUGUAUAUUUUUUAUGAGUUCAAUUGCAUGAGUGUAAUUAUUUUUUUUCAACUUUAAAAUCAAUAUUUCACUCAGAGUAAAUCAAAAUAAAUAAAAUAAUUUAAAAACAGAUAAACUAUUAUUACCAGAAUAUUAUACGAAUAACCAUUGAUGAUUUAUUAUUUAUCUUGUUAUUAAUAUUUCAUUGAUUAUAUUUACUUUUAUUUCAUAGUACAACAUGAAUAUCAUUUUGAUAGAAUUCAUAACGUUAAUCGGAGUUUUUGUAAGUGGUCAGGAUUAUUAUCCAAGUGUAUAUGAUGAUCUUCAUUUAAAUCUGAUUUUAAAUAGUGACAGAGAAUUUAAAAAGCUCACAAAUUGCCUCCUAGAGAAAUCAUUAUGUACAGAAUCAGCAGCAUUUUUCAGAGAUAUAUUACCCGAUGCUCUUAUUACACACUGUAGAAAAUGUACGAUUAAUCAAAAAAACAUAUUUGCUGCAAUCAUGAAUCGUGUCAGAAAAAACAAUUCUCUUUAUUCAGAAUUUAAAAACAAAUUCGAUCCAAGCAACUAUUUAUUUCAAUUAUUUCCUUAUUAUUAUCAGGAUAGUACUUAAUAAAAUGAAUAAUAAACAAUUUUUUUAAAUAUCGAAUAAAUAAUUUAUUUGUCUACUUAUUUAGUUACAAAAUUUAAUAAAAAUACAUAAAAUCAAAGUUUUUUUUUUUGUUUUUUUUUAACACAGUGCAAUUAUUAUUACAAGCAUUACAUUUUUUAUAAAAAACCUAAAUUGAAUAUGGAGCUUGAAUAAAUAUAAAUCAGAAAAUCGUAACUCAAAAGGAAAUCAUUGAAGACAAAAUAAUUAUUAUUGAAAUUAGAUAUAAAGACAAAAAAAAAUUGAUAUAAAAAAUAACAGAAGCAUAUUUAUAUUAACCUUUUAAUAAAAAUAUAAUUUACAUUAUUAAUAUUCAAAUAAAUAUAAUAACAAAAAAAAAACUGUUUUUUUUCCAAUCAUCAUCAUUGAAAAUCUUUUCGUAUAAUUAUACUUAAAUCUAAAAUUAGCUGAAUGACGUUAUUAUCUUAAAAUUAACAUAUCUAUUUUUUUUUUUUAUUAAAUUUUUUGGUAUACGUGCUUUAUUCAACCAGUUUUGACAUUGACAUUUUAGUUAAAUAAUAUGAAAAAAUUCAGAUAAAAUUCCAAGUUCAUAUUGUUUUUAUUUUAUAAUUAUAUAAAAAUAAAAUUAUAAUGUAAAAUUUUAUUUUUUCUUGGUGAAAAAGUUUUUCACGAUUUAAAUCAUCAAAUUACUAUUUUUAAAGUCUCUCGAAAUCACUUAAAAUUUAGACUUAAAAUUACUCGAAAACACAAGGUUUUAAAGUCUUCAUGAAACACCUUUGAAAUUUAAUAAAACCACAUGAAUUGUUUAAUGAUAUAUUAUUUUCAGUAUAAUAUAAAUAUAAAAGAUUACUUUUUUUACCAACGUGACUUAUAUUUACUAAUGAGAUACAUUUAUUUACAACGAUAAUCAGGCAAAAAAAAGAAAAAAAAGAAG